CCGACUACUGUCAGGUGGCAUGGACUUCGCCCCGGCUACAAGUAGUCGAUAGAGUCACUCCGACUGCACCCCUGCAAGACAGCAGACGUUUUUAUCUUGUAAGCUUCCUGGUGUACCUGCUCGAAAAGGCCGCAAGAAUGAAGCACACCUUAAUAGAAGACAAAGGUAACCUGACGUCAGCUUUAUCUGAAAUCAAAAGCCAAAAACUCCUCGCUGUUGACUGUGAAGGUGUAAACUUGAGUAGGUUGGGUGAACUGACUCUACUGACAAUAGCAACAAAGGCCGAGGUCUUUGUCUUUGACAUACUGAAACUCAGCCAGGCUGCAUUCGACAAUGGACUUUGUGAAGUUCUGGAGGACAAUUCCAUCGAGAAAUUGAUGUUUGACUGUAGGCAAGACUCCGAUAGCCUUUGGCAUCAAUUCAAGGUUAAAAUAGCAGGCGUGCUUGACAUCCAGCUCCUGGAAAUAAUGUUCCGGAGAGAUAACUUCCCUUCACCGCAAAGAACGUACAAAUCGUACAGGCGAAGUGCGAUGAUUGACGAUGUUGAGAAUGUUUACGGAUACCGGAAGUGCCUUGAGUUGUACCUCGAUGACGACGAUAUGAUUGAAAAGAAAGACAACGGCAAACUAAUGUUUGACGACUGGCAAAUAUGGAAAAGACGCCCAAUUCCAAAAGUUCUUAUCGAUUAUUGCGUUGUAGAUGUAUCCGGAUUGUUCCUGCUGUAUGAAAAGCUGAAACAGUCCGACGCGGAUUUGCCUCGUCUGCGAGUUGCCUCAGAGCGCUAUGCGGACAUGUUCAGGAGGAAAGAGGAUCGAAGUAAUGACUCAUACGAAUCAAACGCUCUGCUGCCUUUGGAGAUCAUACCCGAGACUGGGACUCUCGGUUUCCCUGGUGCGUCAACAAAGUGCACAACAUGUGAUCGGAUGUUUCCACGGGAAGAAUUCAGUGGUAUUCAGCUGCGACAGGGAAAUCAAAAAUGUCGGGUGUGUAAGAAAGUCAAAUUGAGGAUAGAUGUUCAAAAUAACAGGCCCGAUAGUGUAGAUGAAUAUUACGAAGAAAGCUCGUUUGGGAUUAUUGAUUAUUGAUGACCAUACUUCAGUAACCUUAACAAUUAGCCGACAUUAUUUAUCUGUCUACUAUAUACUAUAUAUCAGCUUGCUUAGUUCACUUUAUAGACAACUCGGCACAGACCGAUACUGACUACUGCGGGUGAUGAUCGAUUUCCAACUCUUAUCAUACACUCUUCCAACAUAUAUGUCCAACAUUUAUUUGUCAAAACCUAACAAUAUUUAUUAUGUAAAACAACUUUGUUAAAUAAGAUUAUUAGCACACAAAUUGAAUUUUUAAUGUCGUAGGUAUACUAAUAUCGAAAGAGGAAAUGGAUUGUAUAUAUUUUGUUAUAUGAUUGAAGCAAAAGAUUCAUUUCAUAUCGUUUCGACAUGUCGUUGUUUUGCUAACAUAAGAUCUAAAUUCAUCAAAAGAUAUUAUGUAAAUCGUCCUACUAUGUUUGAAUUAACCCAACUGCUAAAGAGUAGUAUUACAGAGAUUAUAACUUUGGGUAGGGUAAAUAUUUAGUGCAUGCGAAAAAGAAAAGGUUUCAACUACAUUAAAUACUGGUUAAUGAUUACUCUCUACUAUAAUAAUGCACAAAUAUAAUGUCUUUAUGUUAUAGGCUUAGGAUUUGAUAGGGUACAUGAUGAACGCAGGCAAUUACUUCCCUCUAUAUCAUUUAUAUAAUAAAUUUAAUUGCAAAAUCACUACCGUUGUUGGAUUUGUAGCUAGCUAGGUGAUUUACGUUCAGUUCAAUGUUUCCAAUGAUUGUCCAAACUGAUUUUAUAGUCUCUUAUUGUUGUAGUCUGUGUGACCGACCCAGGAAGACUUUUCCAAAUAUCAAGAGUUCUUUAACGAAAGGAAUGAUCCCACUGUCUUAUUUACAUUUAUUUUUCUUUAUUUUUGUGUGUGUAUGCCUUCUCGUUCAAGAUGUUAAAUCUUUAUCAAAGAUGCCAGCAGUAACUUUGUUGGCGUGAAAAUUGGUCAUAAUUUUGUUAACAUUAUGUAUAUCUCCUCUCAUUCCUCGAUAUGUAAGUGUUGGGAUUCCUAUUUUUUUAAGACGGUCGCUGUAAGAUAGAUCCUUCAGUCCAGGUAUUGGUUUUGUUGCCCUUCGCUGUACUUUUUUUAUUUGUUUGAAUGUCUUAAACUGUGUAUGGGUUCCAUACACUUGCCGCGUAUUGCAGGUGUGGACGAACAGCUGUUUCAAGGUACAUCAUCCAAAUUCACACAUGAUCUUCUAAUAAGCCGCACAAUGCUGUUUGCCUAGUUUACUGCCUGAUGAAUGCGAAACGCAAACUUCAUAUCCUUAUUUAUCAAUACACCAAUGUCUUUUUCAU
Mizuhopecten yessoensis (Yesso scallop) is the source of this 2387-nucleotide messenger RNA. RefSeq names its product piRNA biogenesis protein EXD1-like. Lineage: Eukaryota; Metazoa; Mollusca; Bivalvia; Pectinida; Pectinidae. The record is from RefSeq and is a predicted model, not a curated record. The transcript is spliced from 2 exons. Gene Ontology annotation, molecular function: 3'-5' exonuclease activity; nucleic acid binding. The coding region runs from base 138 to 1085 and encodes 315 amino acids. Gene Ontology annotation, biological process: nucleobase-containing compound metabolic process.